Messenger RNA from Indicator indicator, 438 nucleotides. RefSeq names its product allograft inflammatory factor 1 like (gene AIF1L). Gene Ontology annotation, cellular component: ruffle membrane; actin filament. Lineage: Eukaryota; Metazoa; Chordata; Aves; Piciformes; Indicatoridae. The coding region runs from base 1 to 438 and encodes 145 amino acids. Gene Ontology annotation, biological process: actin filament bundle assembly; ruffle assembly. The record is from RefSeq and is a predicted model, not a curated record. The transcript is spliced from 5 exons. Gene Ontology annotation, molecular function: actin filament binding; calcium ion binding.
AUGGCGGCUCCGCGCCGGCCGAGCGCCGGGGGGCUGCGGCGGGCCCCGCAGGACGGGCGGCUGGAGGAGAUCAACAAGGAAUUUCUCUGUGACCCAAAGUUCAGUGAUGAAGAAGAUCUGGAGGAGAAGCUGGCAGUGUUCAAAGAGAAGUACAUGGAGUUUGACCUGAACAACCAAGGAGAGAUUGAUCUGAUGUCUGUCAAAAGGAUGAUGGAGAAGAUGGGAGCUCCAAAGACCCACCUGGAGCUGAAGAAGAUGAUCUCUGAGGUGACUGGAGGGGUUAGUGAGACCAUCUCCUACCAGGACUUCGUCAACGUGAUGCUGGGGAAACGCUCUGCUGUGCUCAAGCUGGUGAUGAUGUUUGAAGGCAAAGCCAAUGAGAGCAACCCAAAACCUUCUGGGCCACCUCCAGAGAGAGACAUCUCCAGCCUGCCCUGA